AACAUAUCGUGCGGGAUCUAAGAAGAAUGUGAUAUAAGCAAAUCUUAUCGCUACUUUGAGGGGCAGUGUUAUUUAUCAUUAUUCCUAUAGCAAGUAUCUGUUCAAUAAAUAAUGGAGUUUGUAUUUUUUUUUUAACUUUUCAUGCCUUUUGUAUAAGAAGUAUUUUAUAUUACAUGCGACUAUGAGUCCUUUUAGUGGCUGUGAUAGAAUUUCGUACCAAGACUGAGAGAAACUCAUGGAGAUCCUCUCAUUUUUCACAUCAGAAACAGAAACGCAAUGACUGAUUCAGAUCGAAGAAAAAAAGAACAUGGAAAAACGACCAUCUUUCAAAUGUCUUCUAGACUAACUCCAUCUUGUUCGACUAGCAUUUCCGAUCCUGGUCAUUCAUAGAUAGUUGGCACUUUUAGUCCUAAGCUAUCGCUCGUUCCCAAUAGCCGCCGCAGUUCUGCCUUUCCCCUAUUUCGUUAAAAACAGGAAUUGGAAUUGAUCUGACAAUAGCUAAGGAAAAUCUAUCUCUCUACCUUUCCCCCUGAAACAUUAAAUCUUGUCAUCAAUAAAUUUUAUCAUCAAAAACAAAUCUUCUUGUUUGAUCUCUUACGUGGUGAUCAGAAGCUACGAGAAAGAUUUUAAAAAAUCAAUAUCCCGGCUCCAAUAACUUCCUCGUAAUGGAGGUGAGGUACUUCUUUUAUUUGAAAAAAGGAUCAAUCACAUGAUCAUGUUUUGUACAAAUUUUCUGCAUUAAAUUAAGAAAUUGGACAAAGGGAAAAAAAUAAGAAGAAACAGGAGUUAUUAGAGUGACUAACAUGCCAAGCAAGCUAAAGAAGGCAAUUGCUGCAGUGAAAGAUCAAACCAGCAUUAGCCUUGCCAAAGUUUCUAGCAACACUUCCUCAACACUUGAAGUUGCUGUCUUAAAAGCCACCACACACGAUGAUGUCCCUGUUGAUGAGCGUUACAUUCAUGAGGUUGUCCAAUUAGUCUCCUCCAACAAGGCCUACGCAGCUGCAUGUGCUCGUGCCAUUGGCAAACGCAUUGGUCGUACUAGGAAUUGGAUCGUCGCCCUCAAAUCUUUAAUGCUUGUCCUUAGAAUCUUCCAAGAUGGCGAUCCUUAUUUCCCUCGAGAAGUCCUUCAUGCCAUGAAACGUGGCACCAAAAUUCUCAACCUUUCCAAUUUUCGCGAUGAUUCAAAUUCUAGCCCCUGGGAUUUCACCGCCUUUAUUAGAACGUUUGCACUUUAUCUUGAUGAGCGUUUAGAUUGUUUUCUCACGGGAAAACUCCAAAGGCGGUGCAAUUACAACGACCCUGUAAACUCCACCUAUUCACGGAGUUGCAGUGAUAUUAGCAGGAGUAGGAGGAGCAGGAGCACGACUAAUGAGGCGAUACGCGAAAUGAAACCAGCAAUGCUACUUGACAAGAUUUCGUAUUGGCAAAGAUUGCUUGAAAGGGCAAUUGCUACACGGCCAACAGGUGCAGCCAAGACCAAUUCUCUAGUACUAGCUGCUCUAUAUGAUGUGGUACAAGAAAGUUUUGAUCUUUACAAGGAUAUCUCUGAUGGGCUUGCUCUUGUUCUUGAUAGUUUUUUCCAUUUACCAUACCAAACAUGUGUAAAUGCCUUUCAAACUUGUGUUAGAUCAGCGAAGCAAUUCGAGGAGGUCAGCACAUUUUAUUCGUUAUGUAAAGACAUUGGUGUUGGCAGGACAUCACUGUAUCCGAGUGUACAAACUAUAAGCGAGGAGUUAAUUGAGUCAUUACAAGAAUUUCUCAAGGACAAAUCUUCAUUUCCAGUGAAAUCUUCAGCAGAUUUGAUUCCUCAAGGACAAGUUUCAAAGAAGUUCUCAAGAAGUGGGUUUGACAGUUAUGGUGGACAAUCUGAGUUCUCUCUUGCAACGACUGAGACAUAUUCAGGUAGGAGUACUCCAACUGCUUCAGGGAACGGUUCGCCUUCUAGUUCACUAGAAGAUCUAAUAAAAGCCACGGUAACAGGGAGGAGCCCGUCUAUUUCAAUCGAUUUGGAGGCCUAUUCGGAUAUUCAAUCAAAGAAGCCAUUUAAUGACGAUGUGUGCGAUACAGGUUCUGCAAGAUCAUUGCCAGUGUCCAUGACUGAUCUUGUUUCUUUAUCAGAAGAUAAUGGAAACGAAGGCAAUGAGGACGAAGUACAAGAUCAGAAGCAGCAACCUGUUGAAGAGAAAGCAAAAGAACUUGACACUAAAGAAGCUAAACAAGAACAGAUAAAGGAGAAACAAAAGCCUACAUUAGAUUCUUUAAGUUCAGUCAAAGGAUGGGAAGAUGUACUUAAUGAGGCCUUAGUGUCAUCCCCUUCUUUUAACGCCUUUCCAGACCAACAAGAACCAAAAGAGGUGCCAAGAAAUGGAGAAAAUAUGUCCUCUGUUGAGGCUUCUUCAAGCACUGGUUGGGAUUUGACACUAUUUGAAGCAACCCCACAAGCAAAAUCAGGACAACCCAUGCCUAGUGCUGCUUCUAACGACGUUAACAGCUUCAAUGCCUCCACAUUGCCAUUACCAUCUUUCAGUGCCUUUCCAGAAAGGCAAGAACCAGAACAAGUAUCAAGAAAUGGUGCAAGUAGUGUAUUGGAUAUGGUAUUAUUUGAAGCAACCCCACAAUCAGAAGCAUCACAACCUAUGCCUACUACCUCCGACAACGUUAACAGCUUCUAUUCUUCCUAUUUGAACGAAUUGUAUAAUCAAAAUUCAACGACGUUGUUUCCAAAUACUGGCCUAAAACCAAUGCCUCAUAUGAUCAACAACUAUAAUCAAAUUCCAGUUAUGGAACCAGCCAACCAUUACAAUCCUUUUUUACAAGACACAUUGACGGAGCAGUAUGCAAUGCAAAAUGCGGAUACUAACACAGCUACAAGCAUGUACUCUUCAACACCUUUGCCUACAUUUCAAGCAACACCAACUUUUAGUGGUCAGAAUCCAUCCUCAACAAUGCAAACUGAUCUGAAUUCCGAUCCAUUUGGUACAUUUCUGAGUAGUGAUCAGAUGUUAAACGGUGCAAUGAGUCAGAAAGAUUUUUCGGAUCAACAACAAUUAUGGUUACAGAACCAAAACAAGAUCAUAGCUAAGCAUUUGUCUUAAUUUUUGUUUCUUUAAGCUUAGAUGCCAAUUUCGUUGUCAAAUUUCCCUUUUGCUUUUAUUCGUACUUUUGCUCUUGCAGUUUUCACUAUGACAUUGUUCAAUCUGUUUUGCCAAUGUUUCUGAGUUUGAAUUAGAAUAGUCAAACACUUUGAAACUACAGCCUGAAAAGGGAAGAUACAAACAUUCUCAAACUUUUUGUGA
Molecule: messenger RNA, 3296 nt
Organism: Capsicum annuum
Lineage: Eukaryota; Viridiplantae; Streptophyta; Magnoliopsida; Solanales; Solanaceae
Product: clathrin coat assembly protein AP180-like
Exons: 1
Coding region: 804-3095 (763 amino acids)
Biological process (GO): clathrin coat assembly; clathrin-dependent endocytosis; vesicle budding from membrane
Cellular component (GO): clathrin-coated vesicle; clathrin-coated pit
Molecular function (GO): SNARE binding; 1-phosphatidylinositol binding; phosphatidylinositol-4,5-bisphosphate binding
Source: RefSeq, a predicted model, not a curated record